AUUCUCCGUUGUUGACAAAAAAUCAGCUGCGCAACAGAGAAAACAAAGAAGUUGGUAAGAACUAGGAACCAGUUGAACAAAAAGUGUACCAAAAUUGGUAUUCGUCUUUUCCUUCAAAUAAAAACGUUACAUUUAACAUCUGUAGAAAGACAUCGAGCUUAUUUCCAAAAAAAUUUCCAUUCAUUUAACGGAUGAGUCAAAUCCGACAAGAAAAUGACUCCAAUGCAGGAGGUGUUUUCGUCAAUUUUAAUCAAGACUGCACGUCUCUUGCUGUGGGAACAAAAGAGUGUUAUAGAUUAUUUUCUCUUUCUUCUGUGGAUCGUUUAGAUCUCAUUUAUGAAAGCUCUAGUGAGUUAGAUGAAGAUGUUUGUCUUGUUGAAAGACUGUUUUCUAGCAGUUUGGUGGCAGUAGUUAGCUUAUCUUCUCCAAGAAAAUUAAAGGUUUGCCAUUUCAAAAAAGGCACAGAGAUCUGCAAUUAUUCAUAUUCCAAUACUAUUUUAGCUGUGAAACUCAACAGAGCUAGACUGGUAGUGUGUUUGGAGGAGUCUCUGUACAUCCACAACAUAAGAGAUAUGAAAGUACUACAUACCAUCCGUGACACUCCUCCAAACCCCCAAGGUUUAUGUGCAUUAUCUCCCAACAAUGACCAUUGCUAUCUAGCCUAUCCUGGCUCCUCAAGUAUUGGAGAAGUCCAAAUUUUUGAUGCCUACAAUUUGCAAGCUAAAACCAUGAUACCAGCUCAUGAUUCGCCAUUGGCUGCAAUUGCCUUUAGCUCAACGGGAACUCUAAUUGCGACUGCCUCCGAGAAAGGGACUGUUAUUCGAAUCUUCAAGGUGUCUGACGGCGCUCGCCUACAUGAGUUUCGACGAGGAGUAAAACGUUGUGCCACAAUUUACAGCUUGGCAUUCAGUGCUGAUUCCAACUUUCUGGUUGCAUCAUCAAAUACAGAGACAGUUCAUGUCUUCCGAUUAGAAACCACCAAAGAUGCACAACGUCCUGGCUCUUCCAGUGAAGAGCCUCAAGGCUGGAUGGGCUAUCUUUCUAAAGCAGUCUCGGUAUCGGCAAGCUAUCUGCCAACUCAGGUGGCUGACGUUUUCAGUCAAGGUAGAGCUUUCGCCACUGUACACCUACCAUUCCAAGGCAUCCGAAAUGUUUGUGCACUCGCAACGAUCCAGAAAGUCACCCGUUUAUUGAUUGCUUCAACGGAUGGGUACGUUUACAUUUAUGCUAUCAACCCGACCGAAGGAGGUGACUGCACGUUGUUGAAGCAACAUAGAUUGGAUGGAUCAACUGACAAUGGCCCUGAAAAUUCUCAAACGUCGGAAGUUCACAGCGCAGGCCAAGGCAAAGUCAAAUUAGAUUCGACAGGUAGCUACGCGCUCAUUGUCAGGGGACGCCCAUUCUCUCAGAUGACAGCUGAUGUCCUAGGAGAUUCUGAAAAGUUCCACGAUAUGGAGCGUGCCACGGAGACUCCUCCGGCAAAUCCUCUUCGCUUGGAUGACGACGGGGAAUUUCCUCCUAUGACUCAAAAAUUGGACUGAGUUUCUAAUUUGUUCCACAUAUUUUAUCAAGGAUAAUUUUUUAUCUUUUUCCGAAAUGUGCUACAAUAUUCAACUCUAUCCCUCUUCUUACCCGGUCGGCCGUACUGAGAUGAUGACAAACAUCUGAUUCUCUUUUUUUCUACAAGUGUUGGGUCAAAACCUGGCUUCUUCUUAGUUUAGACCAUUCCCCAUCGUCUCGUUUAAUAAUCGAGAAUAAGAUUCUUUACAUUUUUUGGUUCUCCUAGUGUCAGAAUGUAAAUACAUUUUCCCUAAAAAGA
Daphnia magna is the source of this 1819-nucleotide messenger RNA. It is a transcript of the gene Atg18a, whose product is annotated as WD repeat domain phosphoinositide-interacting protein 2. Lineage: Eukaryota; Metazoa; Arthropoda; Branchiopoda; Diplostraca; Daphniidae. Gene Ontology annotation, molecular function: protein binding; phosphatidylinositol-3-phosphate binding; phosphatidylinositol-3,5-bisphosphate binding. The transcript is spliced from 10 exons. Gene Ontology annotation, cellular component: cytosol; extrinsic component of membrane; phagophore assembly site membrane. The record is from RefSeq and is a predicted model, not a curated record. The coding region runs from base 192 to 1541 and encodes 449 amino acids. Gene Ontology annotation, biological process: protein localization to phagophore assembly site; autophagy of mitochondrion; nucleophagy.